UUUUUUUACUCCCACUUAGGAAUUUAUUGCAUUUGGAGUUAGCAAUAUGUUUGGUGGCGCCUUUUCAUGUUUUUGUGCUUCAACUGCACUGUCCCGUACUGCUAUCCAGGAAAGCAUAGGAGGGAAGACUCAGAUUGCUAGUGCUGUCUCAGCUGGUAUUUUGUUAAUUGCAAUUUUGGCACUUGGCAAGCUCCUCGAACCCCUGCAAAAAUCUGUGCUGUCUGCCAUUGUCAUAGUCAAUUUAAAAGGGAUGUUCUGGCUGAUAAAAGAUGUACCUCGGUUAUGGAAAGAAAGCAGAUGGGACUCGGUUUCCUGGGUUGUUUCAUGUAUUGCAGCUAUUAUCCUGGGACUUGAUAUUGGAUUAUUGGUUGGUUUACUCUUUGGAUUAUUGACUGUCAUGAUUCGUGUUCAGUUCCCCUCAUGCAGUUCUCUUGGAAAUGUCCAAGGCACAGAUAUUUACAAGAAUGUCAAGAUAUACAAACAUAUUUCUGAGCCUGCUGGAAUGAAAAUUGUUCGCUUUUCAAGUGCUAUUUUCUAUGGGAAUGUUGAAGGACUAAAAAAUGGCAUUAAAUCAAUUGUAGGAUUUGAUGCGGUCAGGGUAUUUAACAAGAGAAACAAAGCACUACGGAAGAUUAAGAAGCUUAUUAAGAAAGGAGAAAUUUCAUCAUUGCAGAAUGGCACCAUUAACAACACAGGUACUGAUAAUGAAGCUUUUGAGCGUGAUGAUGAUCCCGAGGACCAAGAAAAAGUAGAUAGUCCAGAGGUUCAAACAAAAGAAGUAGAAAUCCAAGUAGACUGGAAUUCAGAACUACCUGUAAAAGUGUCUGUUCCAAAAGUCUCCAUUCACAGCAUCAUUUUUGAUUUUGGGCAAAUACUUUUUCUUGAUUCUGUUGCAAUGAAAUCACUGAAAUCGAUCAUUAAUGAAUUCAGAAGAAUUGAUGUACUCCCUUACAUUGCAGCAUGUGAUGACAAUGUGCUUGCACAGAUGGAAAGAGGUAAUUUCUUUGAUGACACAAUCAAACCAGAAAUCUGUUUCAUGACUGUUCAUGAUGCUGUGCUGUAUAUUCAGAGCAAAUUCAGUGAUGGACAUGAUCCUUUGUUGGAAAAGAUUUCACUUCUGCAAGAAGCAAAAGAAUCUACUGAUGUCACAGAAGAUGAUCAAGGAUAUGAAGAAUUGGAUACCCAAGAUCAGGCUUUCAGGUCACUAGCAUCAUAACGAACACCUGAAUGGAAUGGACAAUAUUUAAUAGCAAAGAUUGUCUUCUUUCAAAGCAGCAACACAGAAUUCUCCUUUCUAUCUAUUCAUUUCUUAAUCUGAUUGAUUGUGCAGUCUCCACUUCCAUGUUUCUGGGAGCUUCCAUGCUACGUGUGACAGCCCUGUGAGUAUGGACAAGUGACAGCAAGCAGCAUUUGUUUUUCUCUUGUUUUACAUCACUAAGACACUAAAGACAUUCUUCAAGAUAUGAAACAGAUGGCCAACAUUUUUCAUCAUGUAGAAAAAUUAUUAUUUUAUUACUGUUAUUUUUAUGAAAAUAUGGCUUGAAACCAAUUUUGUCACAGGAAACCCAAAGUAUUUUUUGACAUUUAUGAACAACAGACAAAAUGUGGCAGACUGGACCUCGCUUCUGCAACUCAGAGGUCUUCUUGGUUUCAUCUUAUAUUAUGAAUUAAUUAGCAUUAAUUAGUAUUAAUUGUAAUCAAUAUGCAAGUACCGCAAAAGUCUCACAAUAUUGUUUAUAUACUUAACAUCUAGGGGCAAAAUGUGUGAUUAGAGCUCAACAUA
Xenopus tropicalis (tropical clawed frog) is the source of this 1783-nucleotide messenger RNA. RefSeq names its product solute carrier family 26 member 4 gene 2 (gene slc26a4.2). The transcript has 12 exons. Lineage: Eukaryota; Metazoa; Chordata; Amphibia; Anura; Pipidae. Gene Ontology annotation, biological process: transmembrane transport. The coding region runs from base 47 to 1216 and encodes 389 amino acids. The record is from RefSeq and is a predicted model, not a curated record. Gene Ontology annotation, cellular component: membrane.